CCGAGCGUGAGGGGGACGCGGCCGCCAUGGCGGUGCCGCAGGCGGCGGCGCUGGGGAGCGGCCCCGGGGCGGCGGGAGCGGAGCCGCCCGAGGCGCUGGGGCUGCUGGAGCUGUGCGGCGCCUGCCGGCAGCGCCUGAGCCCGCAGCGGGAGCCGCGGCUGCUGCCCUGCCUGCACUCGGUGUGCCGCCGCUGCCUCGGGAGCGGGCCCGGAGCCCCGGGCGGGGACGGGAGCGCGUUCGAGUGCCCCGUGUGCCACCAGCAGUGUCCCCUGGGUGACAUCAUGGAGAACCUGUUCCUGCAGGCCGGCACCAGCGGGCAGCGUGUCCCUUGUCCCCAGAGCUGCACCAGCUGCGAGGACAACGCCACCGCCACCAGCUUCUGCCUGGAGUGCUCGGAGCCGCUGUGUGCCACCUGCGUGGGGGCACACCUGAGGGUCAGGUACACCCGGGAGCACCGCGUGCAGCCCCUGGGCUCUCCGGCCGUGCCCGGUUCCGGUUCCGGUGCCGAUCCCGAUUCCGUUCCCGGCUCUGGCUCCGUUCCUGCUCCCGUUCCCGAUCCCGUUCCCGAUCCCGACCCCGGCUCCGACCCCGGUUCCGUUCCCGGUUCCAUCCCCGGCUCCGUUCCCGUUCCCGAUCCCGAUCCCGUUCCCGGUGCGGCGCCGUUCCCGUUCCCGUCCCGCUGCCGCUCCCACCCGCGGGAGCCGCUCUCGCUCUUCUGCAGCGCCUGCGACGCCCUCACCUGCCGCGAGUGCCACCGCGGCCCGCACCGACAGCACCCUUACUGCCGCGAGUGCCACCGCGGCCCGCACCGGCAGCACCCUUACUGCCGCGAGUGCCACCGCGGCCCGCACCGACAGCACCCUGCUAGUUACUGCCGCGAGUGCCACCGCGGCCCGCACCGCCAGCACCCUGCUAGUUACUGCCGCGAGUACAACCAGGGCCCGCAACGCCAGCACCCUGCUAGUUACUGCCGCGAGUGCCACCGCGGCCCGCACCGCCUGCACCCGUCCCUGAGUGUCCCCUGGGUGUCCCCUGGGUGUCAGCGCCUGGCACAGAAACACUCGGAGCUGCAGCGCUGCACGCGGGAGCUGCACGCCUGCUCGCGGCGUGUGACGGACGCUCAGAAGCGGCUGCAGGUGGAGGUCAAGCUGGCCACCCUGCAGGUGAUGAGGGAGCUCAACAAACGCGCCCAGGCCCUGGUGGGCGACGUCCAGCGUGUCACCGAGGGCCGGCGGCAGCGCCUGGAGCGGCAGCGCCGCGCUCUCAGCCGGGCGCGGCGGCAGCAGGAGCACGUGCUGCGCUUCGGGGCCCGCGCGCUGCACGGCCAGCACGGCACCGCCCUGCUGCUCUCCAGGAGGCUGGUGCAGGCCCAGCUGCUGGGGGCCCUGGGGGUGCCCCUGGAGCCCCCCGAGCCGCAGGGGGAGCUGCGCUUCCAGUGGGACCUGCAGGGAUGGACCCAGAGCGCCCAGAGCUUCGGCACCAUCAUCUCGGAGCCGCCCCUCCCCCCCUCGCGGAGCCCCCCCCGCGGCCCCUCCCCCACCUCGCAGGGCCACCCCCAGGUGGCCACGGUGGUCACGGGGGGCCAGGUGACCCCGGAGCUGCUCCUGCGGGGUCCCCCCAGCUGUCACCUCCCCCCCAGCUGUCACCUCCCCCCCGGCUGUCACCUCCCCCCCUGGAGCCAGCGGCCACCCCCGAGCUCCGAGCUGGCCACCAGCCCUGAGAACGGCGUCACCAGAGGCAGGACGAGGAACCCCGGCAGUUCCCCGCGGGAGGAGAAGCUCGUUAAGAAGCUGCUCAUUAAACGGAGGGGCCCCCCCGAGGCCCAGGGCAGCCCCCGGCUCCCCAAGCAGCCGCGGGUGAGCCUGGAGCGCCUGGAGCUGGACCUGGAGCUGGACCCGGCGCAGCCGCCCGUGUUCCGCAUCUUCCCGGGGCCCUCGGCCCAGGAGUUCAGCCUGAUCGUCAUCGAGCAGGGGACAGCUGAGGGGACAGAGGGGACAGCGGGCACCGAGGGGACAGCGGGCACUGAGGGGACACCGGGGACGGCGGGGACGGUGCAGCCACACGGAGCUCUCCUUGUCAAGGAGGAGCAGCAGGAGUCGCCCAUCGGGGACACCGGGGACACCAAACCCGUGGGGCUGCUGCCCCCUCCCCCGGGGGAGCCGGGCCCCGCCCCGGGCCCCUCCCCUGCCCCGGGGGGGCUCCCGGGGGGGCUCCUGGGGGGGCUCCCUGGGGUCUCGUGCUGCCGCGUCUGUGGCCAGGCCGGGGCCGUGGUGAUGUGUGACCGCUGCCAGCGCUGCUUCCACCUGCACUGCCACCUGCCCGCGCUGCAGGACGUGCCCAGCCCCGAGUGGACGUGUUUGCUGUGCCAGGAGCUGCCCCCGCCCCCCCCGGAGCCGGGGCCGGGGCCAGAGCCGGGCCCCGGGCUGAAGCUGAGCCCCCAGGACCAGCAGCGCUGUGAGUUCAUCCUGCUGGAGCUGCUGUGCCACGAGCCCUGGCGGCCCCUGCAGCGCCUCUGCAGCUCCCCGGACGGCCGUGACGCCAUGGACCUGACGCUGAUGCGGGCGCGGCUGCAGGAGAAGCUGAGCCCCCACUACCGCAGCCCCGAGGAGUUCGCCCGCGACGGCUGGCGCCUGCUGCGGCAGUUCCACCGCCUCACCGAGGACAAGGCGGAUGUCCAGUCCAUCCUGGAGCUGCAGCGUUUCCUCGAGAGCCGCCUCAGCGCCGUCUUCGGCGACCAGAAAUUCUCCAGGCUCCUGCUGGAUCCCGAGGAAGCCCUGGAGGUGUCUCCAGGCUCCUGAUCACCCCUCCUGGGGGGUGAAAGACCUCCCCAGGACCUCAAUUUCCUCUCCCGGGACCCCAGUUCCCCUCCCAGGACCCCAAUUUCCCCUCCCAGGACCCCAAUUUUCUCUCCCAGGACCCCAAUUCCCUUCCUAGGACCCCAAUUUGCCCCCAAAUGUUUGGAUUCCCCCAGAGCCCCACGGGACGUGGGGGUGUCCCUGUCCCCUGUUAGCCUGGGGUCACCUGGGAAAAUAAAGCCCUGCCUUGGUCUCCUGG
Messenger RNA from Haemorhous mexicanus (house finch), 3054 nucleotides. It is a transcript of the gene TRIM28, whose product is annotated as tripartite motif containing 28. Lineage: Eukaryota; Metazoa; Chordata; Aves; Passeriformes; Fringillidae. The transcript is spliced from 23 exons. The record is from RefSeq and is a predicted model, not a curated record. The coding region runs from base 27 to 2798 and encodes 923 amino acids. Gene Ontology annotation, molecular function: zinc ion binding; protein binding; transcription corepressor activity.